This is a messenger RNA of Paramisgurnus dabryanus, 2841 nucleotides long. It is a transcript of the gene grinab, whose product is annotated as glutamate receptor, ionotropic, N-methyl D-aspartate-associated protein 1b (glutamate binding). The record is from RefSeq and is a predicted model, not a curated record. Gene Ontology annotation, cellular component: membrane; endoplasmic reticulum; Golgi apparatus. Gene Ontology annotation, biological process: negative regulation of apoptotic signaling pathway. NCBI's taxonomy places the organism in Eukaryota, Metazoa, Chordata, Actinopteri, Cypriniformes, Cobitidae.
CGAAACUCUUCAUUUGUAUUUCCUACAAAUAUCUUCUUUUAUCAGAAAAAAUAAUUUCAUACAGGUUUAUAACAACAAGGGGAUGAGAAAAUAAUGUCAGAAUAUUUUUUUGUAAACUAUCCCUUUAAGUGUUUGCACCGAAUAAUGGUCCAACACUGACACCUGUUGUUUGGACCGGGUCGUGAUAUCAAAAUACAAUUUGCAAAUCUUUAAUCAUCAGGUUCAUUUGACUUUAAAGUUAAGGUAGGAAGAUAGACACCUUUAGAAAGAUUUAACAUGUAAGGUGACAACAUUGUAUCAUAAUAAAUAAAGUUGAUUUAUUUCAGUGUAAUGAUGUGGUGCAGUGACAGUAAGCGGCCACUAGUGGGGCAGCGCUGAAUGGGAAGCGCGUGUUAAACCGGAAGUGGGAUAAAAGAGAAAAGAUUUUUUUCUAGUGCGCUAAGAAAACAUAAGUGAGCAGCAAUGGCGAAUAACAGAGGUUACUCUCGGUUUGAAAACCCAACAGAGGAUUCAGGUGCUCCUCCACCUGUAGGGUUCGUGGUUCCUCCUCCUCCUUAUGAUGCUCCUUCACCUCAUACAACUAUGGGUGCUGGUGUACCUGCUGGAGCUCCGUAUCCUCCACCCACUGCUUUUGGGAAUCACAUGUACGGACAGUCUGGGCCUGGAUAUCAACAAACACCAUAUCCUCAGACAUCAUAUCCUCAAACAGGUCCUCCUAACACGCCUGCGUCGUAUAAUGCACCAAUGACUGAGCCGGUACAGACCGAGCCGCCACCAGGCUAUGAUGAUAAUAACUUCAACGCCUCUCAAAUGGACAACAAAGUCAUCCGCAGGCUGUUUAUUCGAAAGGUCUUUGCAGUUUUGAGUCUGCAGCUGUCAGUAACCUUUGGCUUUGUGGCCAUUUUCACAUUCGAACACCACGUCAAACUCUUUGUGCAGCAGCACGCCUGGACAUACUGGGUCGGGUACUUGGUGUUUCUGUGUCCGUACUUCAUCCUCUCGUGCUGCAGGGACUUUCGCAGGAAGCAUCCGUGGAACCUCAUUGCAUUGAGUGUUUUGACUCUGGCCAUGAGCUACAUGACAGGUGUGAUAUCCAGCUUUUAUGAUACAAAGAUUGUUAUUAUGGCUAUCGGGAUUACGGUGUUGGUUUGCUGUACGGUGAUGAUGUUCUCUCUUCAGACCAAGUAUGACUUCACAUCUUGCGCUGGCGUGUUGUACGUGUGCUCCAUUGUCCUCUUCAUCUUUGGAAUCCUCUGCAUCAUAAUGUAUAACAGGAUUAUGGAUCUCAUCUACUCAUCUCUGGGUGCGCUGCUCUUCACUUGUUUCUUGGCUGUUGACACACAACGUCUUCUUGGGGAUAAGAAACUGUCCAUAAGUCCUGAGGAAUACAUCUUUGCUGCACUUAACCUCUAUACGGACAUCAUCCAAAUAUUUUUAUACAUUCUGCAAAUCCUGGAAAGAAGUCGUCGCUGAAUAACUGAAUUCAUUCCUAAAUCACAACUACUGUCAUUAACGGUGAUGUGUGUAAUACUGUGAACGUAAGAAAUUCCUCCAUAGAUUGGAUUGCUGUGAAUCUUUCCGAACAUAUCUCUUGUUUCUUUUAGCAUUGUUUUUAUAGUUUAUGGUGACACCAGAUACUCAUGGUUUUGGUUGUUAGUUUCAGGAGUCAGUCCCUGCUGGUACAAUAGAUGACUUACCAAUGUGUCAACUAAAACCCUGUUUACACACAAAUUACACACUUCACCUUCACACUGCAAAAAAUGACUUUUUUACUUAGUAUUUUUGUCUUGUUUUCAGUACAAAUAUCUAAAAAUUAUUUUUCAAAUUGAUCAAAGAAAAAAAGCCUAGUUUUCAGACAAAAAAAAAAAAUCAAAGCAAAAACAAGCAAAAACAAUCUGCCAAUGGGGUAAGAACAGAAUUCUUCUUGAAUUAAGUGUUUAAGAAAAAUGUGAACUUAUUUUUAAGAUUGUUUUAUUUUAUUAAAUCUUAUGCUUGUAUUAAGCAAAAUAUUUUUUUUAAAACUAGACUAAUUUUCUUAAGUCUUUUUGCUGAUCAAGAAAAUACAUCUUGAUUUAAGAAUUUUUAAAUAUUUGUUCUGAAAACAAGACAAAAAUACUAAGAAAGUCAUUUUUUGCAGUGCACUUGUUGUGGUUUUUAAGUGUUUCUGCUCUGUUGUUGUCACUUGGAUGCUCUUUUGAUCUUUGGUCAAUCAACUUUUUUAUAACUUUUUUGAUAAACUUAUAUUUUAUUCACAAUAGAAUAUAGAUAACAUAUCAUAUGUAGAAAGUGAGACAUUUUGAAAUGUCAUGCCAAAUAUUGGCUCAUUUUGGAUUUCUUAAAAGAGCUACACAGUCCAAAACAAGUUGGGACAGGUAGCAAUAAGAGGCCAGAAAAGUUCAAUGUACAUAUAAAGGAACAGCUGGAGGAGGACCAAUGUUUAGGAAUAGUAAUGUUGUCCCAUUCUUGUCUAAUACAGACUUCUAGUUGCUCAACUGUCUCAGGUCUUCUUUGUUUUUUCUGAUUUGGGGUUGUAUAAAUAAUCAUAAACAAUUGCAUGUUUUAUUUCUUUAUACACAUAAUAUGUAGUUUAUAGGUGCAUUACAUUACUAUAACUUUGUGUUGUAUUACCUUAUAUUACAGAUUACACUGUUUGAAAAGGGAACAUGUUUUAUUAUUGUUAUUUUGAACAUUUUUUUAGCUGAAAUUCCUCCGCGCGCGCGCGCUUCUACGCAAUUCUGUGCCUUUAUGACGCGUUGUGUUUAUGCCAUAAUUACAGCGUGAUGAUUCUUAUUCUGUAGUUAUGUUUGUUUUCGUUUUCUGAAUAAAAAAAACGUUAAGUUA